AGCUGCUGAUGGCCGUUCCUGAUGACAGACGAUUGAUUGAUCAACCACAGAAAUCCAAGACUGGCGUGACCAUCGCUCCCAUUCGCAUCCUUCGGAUCAGGACCUUUGCCGUCCCACAACUCGCCUGACCUUCCUGCACGUUCUGUCGACCUCUCCCCUUCGACGCCACGCUUCAGUGGAAUCGCGUGAAUGCGUCCUCCACGAUCAUCUCAUCCUGACGCGAUCUCACGGAAAAGCACACCAAUGUGGCUCUAGACCAGGACUGUCAAAAAGGUUUGCCUCGCUGGGGCGGCGCCCCCGCCGAACAAACGCCUCCCAUUAAUUUCAGAAAGCCGCGCACUGCCCUUUCUACGUCGCACGAGUGGCAUGAUUGCAGGCCAAGAAAGCGAAGACUCAACAGCACAUGGAAAUGCGAACACAGCUAGCGCUACGAGUACAUUUGUCUCUUUGAUUGCUGAGCAACCAAAUUCAGAGACUGUGGAACGGGAAACCAGUCAUCUAGAACGCGACGCGGAGGGCGCCAGGCCGGAAAGCGCCCAAAGAGAGGUGUCUCGACAGGAGCUGGAGAAUGCUGAGGUAAGCUCUCAACAAGCCACCUCGGGUGACGCAAGUGCAGGUGAAAUCUCAGAAGCAGGCCCAUCACUACCCAAAGCACGGACACCAUCCUCGUCAGACGAGACAGUUGCGGACCUCACAGUCAUCGAUCUGACAGAGCUCGACACUCCCCCACCCGACCCGCGUCGCGAUCCCAACUACGAGCUGUUCGCAGCGGCCAAGGCGAAGGCAUCCUUUGCACCCAAUCACUUCAGCAACACUGCUUCGAGCGGAGUGGAGAUCGAUCAGCACCUAAAAGUCAUCAAGCAGUCGUUGAUCCUCGCUCAGCAAAAAGGUGUAGGUGUUGCCGACGCGCUCCUGGCACCUCCCACAUUCAGCACAGUCUUGUCGCUCAAAUAUGCGUCGUGCUUGCGCGUGCUGAGCAUCAUCAACACGCUCUCUUCCAAAACACCUGGCUCGCUGCAUCAAACGCUCCAGCGUAUUGUUCGCGCGCUCAUUGAUAUGAUGGUGGAUCGCGAGAGUCAACGACGCAUUCAGCAGGGAGGCAGAGUGUCGCCUCUACAACAGCGUCAGCAAAGUCUCGUCUCCCAGUCGGUUCCGCAUUCUCAGCCACUGCAGACCAAUUCCGGGCCCAUUCGCACCUCUGCCGCGCCGGUCAUUUCUUCGUUUGUGCAGACACAGAAUCCACAGUCGCCAGUGCAAGCCAGGCCACCUUAUGGCGCUGCUUCGGGCUCGACCCACGUGCAACAAUCAGCACCCGCACAGCAACCGCAUGGACCGGCUCAUCAAAGCCGAUCACCUACGAAUUAUCAUGCCAGGAGUCAGCAUUCCCCUUCCGCGGCUCAAUUGCUUCAAGCGAUCCCUGCACCUGCUUUGGUGUCGACCAAUCCAUAUUUGCAGCAUCCACUGUCGAUUGCUGGGCUUGAACAGUGGCAGCGCGCGCUGCACACUCCUGCUCAGCAGUCGCUUCAACAGCAGCAGCAUCAGCAACUUCUGCAGCACCAACAACAACUGGCGAGUCCACAGAGAUACCAGCAACAGCAGCAUCAGCAGCAUCAACAAAAGCUGCACGAACAGCAACGGGCGCAGCAGCGUCCUCCGCAGGGACCCUUUGCUCCGCCCAGCAGCACGCAGAGUCAGGCUGCGAACCAGUCUCAGGCCGCAUCGCAACCUCAGACUGCUCAAGCUGUCUCGCCGGUCCAAUUCACGCGACCUGCAGCUACAAUUCAGCCCAAUGCGACUCCAGCGCCACCGGCGUCAAGCACCACUGCUGUACGUGAGAGUGCGAACCCAUCCUGGGCUAGUCCCCCGGCCGCGCCUGCACGGUGGACUUCACGCUAUACUGCGCAAUUCACUGCGGAGACAGCCGCUGCAGCCAGCAAGACAGCCUCGAGCAGGAUACGGAGGAAUGCUGAUGAAGAGACGCGUGAAAGGUUGAUUCGGGCUACCUCCGGGGUUGGGAGGCUGGUAGGCCUGCAAAGAGCGGUGAACCAGCUGGAUGUGGAGGGCGGGGAACAUAGAUUUGGACUGCAAAAUCACGCUCACCAAAUCCAUCGUCUCGGGACUACACAGGAGCAGCAGAACGCGGCGCUACACAGCUUACGAGAAUACGUUACAAACUCCAUGAAAGCCCAGUCCUCGGGCGGCUCCCCGCACGGUGUGCAGCAGGCAACCACUCCGAACAAUCACGCGAGAGGCGAAAAUGUCGAGAUGCGUCUAGAGGCGCAACGCAAGACCCUUGAGGCGGUGCGUGAUGGUCUGUCCGUGGACAUUCGAAAGAUGGACAGCGGCUUUCGAGAGCGCUUAGAUAAGGUGGAGAAGCAGCUUCCCCAACUUCUGCCUGCGGCCUCUGCAGUCCAUUUGCAGCAACGCAUCACGGCUUUGGAACAUCAGCACGUGCAGAUAGAUGCCAAGCUUGGCAAUGUUGUCGAUCGAGGACAGAACGGGUCGUCGGGCCCAGCGGAAGCGAACUUGCGUUCAAUCGCAACGGCGCUGCAAAAGCUUGUGCAAGAUGGGCAAGCUCGAGACGAGGCGGCUCGCGCGAAGCUGGAGGAGAAGGAAAGACAAUGGCAAGCGAUGGUGGACAAGAAGAACGAGGAGCUCGUAGUGGCUGAAAAAUCUCUGGCACAGCGCGAGGAGAAGGUGGCAGUGCGAGAGCAGGCACUCGAAGAACGCAUGACAUCGUACGAGGCGAAACUUCAGGCGGCGCAGGCGGCGCUCGACGCUAAGAUCGAAGCGAGCGCACGUCGCGUGCAAGACGAUGGAAAGAGGCACGCAGCGGUUGGCCAGGCUUCAAUGUCGAGUGCGGCAAGCAGGCUCGCUGCCCUGGAAGCGCAAUUGAUGGCAUUGAAGGGCCGCGAAGAGAACGGGGCCCAGGCACGCUCCGACAAUACCGAGGGCGCCGUUGAACUUGAACGCAAAGAUUCCCAUACUACGACUGCUAGCACCAGCCUCUCGUCUUUCAGAGAUUCCGAAGAUGAGCCGCCAAGGAUACGCAAAAGGCAGAGAAUCACGCUUCGAAACGAGGACGAGUCGGCUGUACCUACUCCAGCCAGGCCACCUGUACCACUAGCACCUCGCGCAUUGUCGGUGGGCCCGAGUGUGAGCAGGUCAGCUCAAGAUGGCAGAAUCGCGCGUAUGUCUCUGCGUAGGAUUGUCGCAAGACCAAAGAGGGGUGGAUCGCCAUCGUCGAGCAGCGCUCUUUCGGAGGCGAAUACAGAGUUGCAACGAAAGACGAGACCCUCUUCGCGCACCAGGCUGCGCAUCGAUCGCUUCGAUUCCCCUUCGACGGCGCAAGGAUCGGAGGAGCAGUCCGAUUCCUCUUCGUCUUCCAAGACUUCCGAGCCGAUUCGCCGUUCGACUAGGUCUGUGCCGGCGAGCUUUGCAGGAACGUCCAGAAGCGCCCAUGCUCGACGCAAAAUAGUCCUGCAAGAUGAGGAAGAGUCGGAGGAUGAAGACGAACUUACCGUCGACACUGAGCAAAGCGAUGACGAAAUCGUAUACAAACCCCCUGCCUCGUCCGCACGCCCUUUUUCCCAGCCCGCAAGAUCGACUCCCACCGUCGAAGUGCCUCGAACUUCGAUUUCGAGGCGCUCUCCGCUUGCUCCCAGCAGGGAGUAAAUGUUUGCCAUUCACGAAUCGCGAACUGACCCAUCAGAACUACGCGUCAGGUUCAUACCCGCACAUCAUCAUGUUUCUACGCAAUCUGUACAAUUACAAAACGCCAACACAUUCGACCGCAGACGCUACAGGUCUGGUCUGCUUGCAAUCACAUCGGCUUUGACA
This is a messenger RNA of Ceraceosorus guamensis, 3840 nucleotides long. RefSeq lists its product as hypothetical. Lineage: Eukaryota; Fungi; Basidiomycota; Exobasidiomycetes; Ceraceosorales; Ceraceosoraceae. The transcript has 2 exons. The record is from RefSeq and is a predicted model, not a curated record. Bases 367 to 3675 code for a protein of 1102 amino acids.